This is a messenger RNA of Malassezia japonica, 561 nucleotides long. RefSeq lists its product as uncharacterized. The transcript has 2 exons. The record is from RefSeq and is a predicted model, not a curated record. NCBI's taxonomy places the organism in Eukaryota, Fungi, Basidiomycota, Malasseziomycetes, Malasseziales, Malasseziaceae. The coding region runs from base 1 to 561 and encodes 186 amino acids. Gene Ontology annotation, cellular component: mitochondrial inner membrane; mitochondrion; MICOS complex.
AUGAGCGUCAAGCCGGGCGGCAACCUCGCGAGCGAGGACGUGCUCAACAAGAAGCUCGACCUCUGCAUUAGCAAUGCCAUUGUCAAGACCGGCAUUGGUUUCAGCGCCGGUGUCGUGCUGUCGGUGCUCCUCCUGAAGCGUCGCUCGUGGCCUGUCUGGCUCGGUACCGGUUUCGGUCUCGGUGCCGGGUACACUGACUGUGAGCGCUCCUUCAACCCCGUCUCGGUGCCGGGUGUGCGCCUGAUCCCCGGCUCGGCUGCGUCGUCGGUGCCCGACUCGCAGUUUGGCAAGCUCCAGCAGCGCGUCGGCGAGCUCUUUGGCAAGGCCAAGGACGAGGUUGAAGACAACGUGAACCCCGCCGUGGGCGAUAUCCGGGACACGGCGCAGAAGCGCUUCGCGGAGCUCUCCGAGAAGGGCCGCGACGCGGUGGAGAACCAGGUGCACAACCUGCAGGACGCCGCGCACGACCUCACGGCCAAGUUCCAGGACAAGACCCAGGACCUGCAGGACGCCGUGAAGGACGUCAAGCAGACCGCCGAUGACAAGGUGCGCCGCGUCUAA